Messenger RNA from Sorex araneus (European shrew), 2997 nucleotides. RefSeq names its product 5'-nucleotidase, cytosolic II (gene NT5C2). The record is from RefSeq and is a predicted model, not a curated record. The transcript is spliced from 18 exons. Lineage: Eukaryota; Metazoa; Chordata; Mammalia; Eulipotyphla; Soricidae. The coding region runs from base 269 to 1954 and encodes 561 amino acids. Gene Ontology annotation, molecular function: 5'-nucleotidase activity. Gene Ontology annotation, biological process: IMP metabolic process; adenosine metabolic process.
GCGGGCGUGCGGCUGCGGGGCUGGGUGCGGACCCGGGCUUGCUGCUGGAAGUGCCCCGUCCACCACCCUGCCUGGGUUUUGCCUCCUCAAGGCAGCGCGACGACGGGGACUUGGAAUGCGCUUGGGGGGCUGGUUGAAACCGUGCCAGUGACUUCCCGCGUCAGGGAAGUCGUUUAAAUGUUUACCGGGACACCUUGCACGACCGUUAGACCAUCCAGAUGAAGACAUGCUCGGGCCUGGAGAGAGUUCAGCUUGCAAUUAACGUAAAAUGACAACCUCCUGGAGUGAUCGGUUACAGAAUGCAGCAGAUAUGCCUGCUAACAUGGAUAAACACGCCCUGAAAAAGUAUCGUCGAGAAGCCUACCAUCGGGUAUUUGUGAACCGAAGUUUAGCCAUGGAAAAAAUUAAGUGUUUUGGUUUUGAUAUGGAUUACACACUUGCUGUGUACAAGUCUCCGGAGUACGAGUCCCUCGGCUUCGAGCUCACCGUGGAGAGGCUGGUUUCUAUCGGCUACCCCCAGGAGCUGCUCAGCUUCGCUUACGAUUCCACGUUCCCCACCCGGGGACUUGUCUUUGACACACUAUAUGGAAAUCUUUUGAAAGUUGAUGCCUAUGGAAACCUUUUGGUGUGUGCACAUGGAUUUAACUUCAUAAGGGGACCGGAAACUAGAGAGCAAUAUCCAAAUAAAUUUAUCCAACGAGAUGAUACUGAAAGAUUUUACAUUCUGAAUACACUGUUCAACCUACCAGAGACCUACCUGUUGGCCUGCCUAGUAGAUUUUUUUACUAAUUGUCCCAGAUACACCAGCUGUGAGACAGGAUUCAAAGACGGGGACCUCUUCAUGUCUUACCGAAGCAUGUUCCAGGACGUGAGAGACGCCGUUGACUGGGUGCAUUACAAGGGCUCUCUUAAGGAAAAGACGGUUGAAAAUCUUGAGAAGUAUGUAGUCAAAGAUGGAAAGCUGCCUUUGCUUCUGAGCCGCAUGAAGGAAGUCGGGAAGGUAUUUCUUGCCACCAACAGUGAUUAUAAGUAUACAGAUAAAAUUAUGACUUACCUGUUUGAUUUUCCACACGGCCCCAAGCCCGGGAGCUCCCAUCGGCCGUGGCAGUCCUACUUUGACCUGAUCCUGGUGGAUGCACGGAAACCACUCUUUUUCGGAGAGGGCACGGUGCUGCGGCAGGUGGACACUAAAACUGGCAAGUUGAAAAUUGGUACCUAUACAGGCCCCUUACAGCACGGCAUCGUCUACUCGGGAGGUUCCUCUGAUACCAUCUGUGAUCUGUUGGGAGCCAAGGGCAAGGACAUUUUGUACAUUGGAGACCACAUUUUCGGGGACAUUUUAAAAUCAAAGAAACGGCAAGGCUGGCGAACUUUCCUGGUGAUUCCUGAACUUGCACAGGAGCUGCACGUCUGGACUGACAAGAGCUCGCUUUUUGAAGAACUUCAGAGCUUGGACAUCUUCUUGGCUGAACUCUACAAGCACCUCGACAGCAGCAGCAACGAGCGCCCAGACAUCAGCUCCAUUCAGAGACGCAUCAAGAAAGUGACGCACGACAUGGACAUGUGCUACGGCAUGAUGGGGAGCCUGUUCCGCAGUGGCUCCCGGCAGACGCUCUUCGCCAGCCAGGUGAUGCGCUACGCCGACCUGUACGCGGCGUCCUUCAUCAAUCUGCUCUACUACCCGUUCAGCUACCUCUUCCGGGCCGCGCACGUCUUGAUGCCGCAUGAGUCAACAGUGGAGCACACGCACGUGGACAUCAACGAGAUGGAGUCGCCGCUGGCCACCCGCAACCGCACGUCGGUGGAUUUCAAGGACACCGACUACAAGAGGCACCAGUUGACACGGUCGAUCAGCGAGAUCAAACCUCCCAACCUCUUCCCACUGGCCCCCCAGGAAAUCACUCACUGCCACGAUGAAGAUGACGAUGAAGAGGAGGAAGAGGAAGAAGAGUAAAAGCCGAAAACCACCCCUGAGCACCCAUUAAAUAAGUUCUGGCAGGACUCGGGAGCAAAGGACGCCCCACUGGGGUUCUCGCCGGGGGCUGGUGCUCUGUCUAAGGGACAUCUGGACAUUUCCUGAGGACUCCGGCUGCUCUCGGCACUCGGAGAUCCUUGUUUUAGUUCUGGCGCUGCACUCUGCAGACAGAAGAUGAGGGUGCAGCCAGGCCGGGAGCCGCACCGGCCUGUCACUCUUUCGUUUCCUCAUCGGUAGCUGACGGUGGAUCGGGACACGCUGAGGGCGACGGUGGCAGAGGGGAUCCCAGUGCUGUUACCUUAGAAACCGCUCUCCGCCGCGCCCCGAAUUCUCGUGUCUCUCGGUGGAGAAGUGUAAUGCUCCCGUGAGCGGACACGGUCUUCGUUUAAGGUCACGGUCCCCUCCACACGUCUCUGGCCUCGUGACUGGUCACAACGGCUCUGCAGAAGUGUCUCCUCUUCACUUUGGGACUGGUCUGGAAUUGUCGGCAGUAGCUUCACCUGGAGACGUCUUCACUUCUACAUUUCUCUUAGUAGCAAAAAUGCUUGUUAUACCAAAAACAAAAAAACAAAACAAAAGAGUCUGUCUUCUUAGCUGAGUCUCUAGAAGGAAUUUCACUGCAAGGACAAAGGUGCAGCCCCGCCCCCGUCCGGCGCAGGCUGUGCUGUGCUUCCCGCUUCACCUCCUCCGGCCUCCCCAGGGCGCGUCACUGUUUCCAAACUUGAAUAUCAGAGAAAGGAAGCGCCAGAAGCCAAAACUUGCCUAAAGUCGAGGGCACAAUCAGUGUGAAUAAAUUCACUUCAGACUCCCGAGUGAAAUCGCUUCUUGUUUGAACAAGAAUGUAUCAUUACUAUAUAUACUUGCGGGUAUAUUAUAAUUGCCUCACCAGUUCCGUGAAAGUUGUUAAAACAUUUUUAACGGUGGCGUACACAUUUAACAUCCUAGAUUUCUUCUGUUCUUCCUGUCGUUCGUCAACAUGAGAGGGUAGAUUAGUUGCUCAAUAAAGUAUAACAUUUCUAAUA